AGAAAGAGCCUCCCCCUCCCGGCGCUGGUCAAGCACGAGACGAAACGCUCCCCGGCUUGCGCGCAGCUGCCAAGAAACAGGGCACGGCCGACGUCGCUGUCGCCGCUGCACUACAAGUAGGCGCGCGCAUCCCUCAUCCUCGCUGCAACCCGCUCAAAGGACCAAUAGAUAUUCAAAUUGUGAGAGAAAUUAUUCAGCAGGCCGAGGCGAUGGCGAACCUGUUCCUGAAGCAGGCGAAGCAGUACGUGGCGACGCGGCCGUCCUACCCGCCGGAGCUCUUCGACUUCAUCGCCUCCAAGACGCCCCGCCGCGACCUCGCCUGGGACGUCGGCACCGGCAACGGCCAGGCCGCAGCAUCGCUGGCGAAGCUUUACAAGGCCGUGGUGGGCACGGACACGAGCGCGCAGCAGCUCGCCCACGCGCCGCCCCUCCCCAACGUGCGCUACGUGCACACCCCGGCGGACCUGCCGCUCGCCGGGAUCCACGGCGCCGUCGCGGCGCCGGCCUCCGUCGACCUCAUCACCGUCGCGCAGGCCUUCCACUGGCUCGACCUCCCGCGCUUCUACGCGCAGGCCCGCUCCGUGCUGCGCCCCGGGCGCGGGGUGCUCGCGGCCUGGUGCUACACGGAGCCGCGCGUCGGCGCCGCCGUCGACGCCGUGUUCUGGCGCCUCUACCGCGGCUCGGCGCCGCACUGGGCGCCCAACCGCCGGAUGGUCGACGACGAGUACCGCGGCGCCGACUUCCCCUUCGACCCCGUCGACGGCGAGGCGCACACGGGGCCCUUCGAGUUCUCCACGGAGCGGCGGAUGGACCUGGACGACUACCUCAUGUACAUCACGUCGUGGUCGGCGUACCAGACGGCCAAGGACAGGGGCGUCGAGCUGCUCGACGAUGCGACGGUGCACGAGUUCGAGGCCGCUUGGGGCUCAGAUCGGAAGGAGGUGAAGACGGUCACGUACCCAAUCUUCCUCAGGAUCGGCAAGGUGAGGGCCGAAGAAUGAGAUGUGCAACACCCAACAAACAAGUUGACGAUGGAUACAAUAAUACCGGACGAAGCGACUACUAGGAAUUUGCACUGAUGAUAACCUUUCUCUAGAAAGGUUUCUUUUUUUAUUGACUGUUAUACAUUUUUUUGGUUCAGAACGUAUUUGAAAUUGUAAUGCAGCUUUUUGUAAUUUAAUUUAUUAUUGGGUGUUGUAUUAAAGAUUGUUUGUCAGAGUGUAUGCAUACUGUGAGUCUGUGACCACAGAGUACCCAAACUAGUGUUCCCUGUCGGCUUAGCCUGCCUGCCUGAGUGCCUGACAGGAAUUUCCACCGGUUCCACUGUCGGGUUGAGGCAAAAACCGUGAAGAAAAACAAGAGCGGACAGGAGCUUUUCAA
Molecule: messenger RNA, 1380 nt
Organism: Panicum virgatum (switchgrass)
Lineage: Eukaryota; Viridiplantae; Streptophyta; Magnoliopsida; Poales; Poaceae
Product: putative methyltransferase DDB_G0268948
Exons: 2
Coding region: 210-1001 (263 amino acids)
Molecular function (GO): S-adenosylmethionine-dependent methyltransferase activity
Source: RefSeq, a predicted model, not a curated record